AUGAAUUCUUCGUCAUCGGCAACUGAACUAGUCGCGGCAAAAAGGAUGGAUAUAUAUGAGUCAUUUCAUCAAGUGAACUUGUGGGAAGAUAGCUUUAAAGUUGACAAUAGCACUUUGAAUUCAAUUUCUUCACCAAUGUUGAUGAAGAACAGUAGUAGCAUAGAGAACAAGUCUGAAUGUGUUCUUCAUGAAUCAAGAGAACCUUCCGGAGAUGAUCAAGAGACUAUAGAAGAACCUAUUCCUAAGGUGUUAAGACGGCAGGCACAAAAUCGGGAGGCGGCUCGAAAAUGUCGACUGCGAAAGAAGGCUUAUGUUCAACAAUUGGAAACAAGUAGAUUGAAGCUCAUGCAAUUAGAACUUGAGAUUGAGAAAACAAGAGAACAUGGUUUGAACAGAAGCAGUUCUUUUGAUGUCGGUUAUAUCAGAUCAUCCCGAACAAUAAAUUCAGGAAUGUCUUUGUUCGAAAUCGAAUAUCGAAGAUGGAUUGAAGAACAAGAUAGACAAAACGAAGAACUACGAAAUGCAUUGCAAAAUAAUGCAUCUGAUGUACAACUUCAUCUACUUGUUGAAAGUAGUUUGAACCAAUACUCAAAUCUGUUCAGAAUGAAAGCAGAAGGUGCAAAGGUUGAUGUCUUCUAUUUAGUCUCCGGCACCUGGAAAUCAUCGGUAGAAUGUCUUUUUCUUUGGAUCGGAGGAUCUCGACCGUCGCAGAUUCUAAAUAUCGUCGUACCGAAGCUCGAUGCUUUAACUGAUCAACAAACUGGCAGCAUUAACAACCUUCGGUUAUCUUCUCAACAAGCUGAAGAUGCUCUUUCAAUGGGGUUAGAGAAACUUCAGCAGAGUAUGAUUAACAAUAUUCAAGCUGAUCCCUUGGAUUUCGGAAACUACAGUCUUCAAAUGGCUUAUGCCAUGGAUAAAGGAGAAGCAUUAGAAGGUUUUGUAAACCAGGCAGAUCAUCUAAGAGAACAAACUCUGCUAUACAUGUCACGCAUACUGACAAUUGGGCAAGCUGCUCAAGGCUUGCUGGCUAUGGGGGAUUACUUUCAUCGUCUUCGCACUCUUAGUUCUUUAUGGACUGCUCGUUCAUGUCACCAUUUCUACCCUACUCAACACUCAAAUUGA
Molecule: messenger RNA, 1122 nt
Organism: Lathyrus sativus (Indian pea)
Lineage: Eukaryota; Viridiplantae; Streptophyta; Magnoliopsida; Fabales; Fabaceae
Source: the annotation of a GenBank genome assembly